This is a messenger RNA of Lucilia sericata (common green bottle fly), 309 nucleotides long. RefSeq lists its product as uncharacterized. The coding region runs from base 1 to 309 and encodes 102 amino acids. The record is from RefSeq and is a predicted model, not a curated record. NCBI's taxonomy places the organism in Eukaryota, Metazoa, Arthropoda, Insecta, Diptera, Calliphoridae. The transcript has 2 exons.
AUGUUCAAAUUCGUCUUUGUCAUCUUUGCCUUUAUUGCCUGUGCUGCUGCCCAGCCUGGUUUAUUGAGUGCUCCUUUGGCUUACACUGCUCCUGCUGCUGUUGUAGCUGCCCCCGCCGGCGUGGUUACCGCCACCAGUAGUCAAUUUGUUGCUCGUAACCACAAUGGUAUUGCCACUGCUCCUGUUGUUGCCCCCGUAGCCGCCCCUGUUGUUGCCAAAACCUUAGCUUACUCUGCUCCUUUAGCUUAUUCCGCCCAUUUGCCCUACACUGCUCCUUUGUCAUAUGCCGCUGCUCCAGUUUUAUUGUAA